Dothidotthia symphoricarpi CBS 119687 is the source of this 1473-nucleotide messenger RNA. RefSeq names its product carboxypeptidase Y precursor. The record is from RefSeq and is a predicted model, not a curated record. Gene Ontology annotation, molecular function: serine-type carboxypeptidase activity. Gene Ontology annotation, cellular component: fungal-type vacuole. The transcript is spliced from 2 exons. Lineage: Eukaryota; Fungi; Ascomycota; Dothideomycetes; Pleosporales; Dothidotthiaceae. Gene Ontology annotation, biological process: proteolysis. The coding region runs from base 1 to 1473 and encodes 490 amino acids.
AUGAAACUCCAAUUACCAUCUUUGCUUAUCGCAGGAAUACCAACAGCAGCAGCAGCAUUCUCCCAAGUACCAUUCCAAGAAACCCCCGAGGUCGAAGCCUUCCAAGUCUACCAAAGUCAAUUUUCCGAGCACCAUUCCAUCCGCAUCAAACACCAGCAAAACGACACCCUCUGUGAUGCGCGGUCCAAACAGUACACCGGCUGGCUGGACGUCGGCACAAAGCACCUCUUCUUCUGGUUUUUCGAGUCCCAGGACAAGCCUGCUGAGGAUCCGUUGUUGUUGUGGCUCACGGGCGGACCGGGGGGCUCGUCGAUGAUCGGACUGAUGCAAGAGCUGGGACCGUGUGUGAUCAACGAAUAUGGUAAUGGGACCGUGUACAACGAAUAUGGGUGGAGCAAGAAUGCGAAUAUUAUCUUCGUUGAUCAGCCGGCUGGGGUGGGGUUUAGCUAUAUCGACGAAGGCGGGCUGGUUCCUGCGACGAGCUUCACUGCGGCGGAGGAUAUGCAUCAUUUCCUGCAGUUGUUCACGAGUGACGUUUUCCCUCACCUAUCGGAGACGGAGUUCCAUAUCACGGGUGAGAGUUACGCUGGCCAUUACGUUCCAACUCUCGGUGCGCAAAUCGUGUCGCAGAAUCUUUUGUAUCCUAAACGACCGCAAGUCAACCUGCAAUCUAUUUUUGUUGGCAACGCACAGGUUUCUCCUCUUGACAGGGCAUUCGGCUACUGGGAGACGCUCUGCACGACGAAUCCCGGCGUCGAGACACCUAUCUUCAACCAAACCCGCUGCGACAUCAUGGCCACUCACCUUCCGCGUUGCAUGGCCCUCACGCGCGUAUGCUACAGCCACCCCGACCCCGCGAUCUGCAUUGCUGCCGAUCAAGUAUGCUGGACGGGUGUUGUCGAGCACUACGACGGCGAAGCAGGCGCGGGAGGCCGAAGCCGAUACGACAUCACAAAGCCGUGUACUACCAAAGACGACUUCUGCUACCCCGAGAUCAAGCAGAUCGAGGAAUACUUGAAUCUACCGUGGGUGUGGGAAGCUCUGCACGUCCCGAAAGCAGUGAAGAAAUUCCGCGCCGCCUCCAUGGAGAUUAUGAUCGCCUUCUCGAGCACCGAUGAUAUGGGGACUAGUACGCAGCCCCAAGUUCUGUAUCUGCUGGAGAGCGGCAUCGAUGUGCUGUUUUACCAGGGUAACUUUGAUUUGGCGUGCAAUACGGCGGGGAAUCUACAGUGGGCGAGCACCAUGUCGUGGAAGGGACAGCCGGCUUUUGUUGCGCAGCCGAAGAGGGUGUGGGAGGACGGUGGGAAGAAGAUUGGGUGGUUCAAGGAGGUCAAGACGAAGACUGCGAGUGGGAGAGAGACGAUGUUUGCAUUUAGCACUGUCGACGGGGCGGGACAUAUGUUACCAUUCGACAAGCCAAAGGAGGCGCUUGCACUGGUGGAUAGGUGGUUGACGAAGAGGAGUUAUGCGUAG